Molecule: messenger RNA, 1655 nt
Organism: Malaya genurostris
Lineage: Eukaryota; Metazoa; Arthropoda; Insecta; Diptera; Culicidae
Exons: 3
Coding region: 144-1463 (439 amino acids)
Source: RefSeq, a predicted model, not a curated record
CUCAAAAGUUUCGUAAUUUGUAGACGACCCACCCAAAAAAGCUAUCUGGUUGACGAGAAAAAAAUCAAGCCAUCGUCACUCGUUGCUGAGUCCAGAAUAUUUUCGUGAACUACGCGAAUAAAUUGCGCAAGAACUUAGCAACUAUGGAGGUGGACACCGGCUACGAAACGAACGACACCUGCCUAGCACUCGGAAAUGGCUUCACCAAAGCCUACUCGAACAAUUUACCGAGCGUCAACAGUGAAAUGCUGUGGAACUACUUUGUCCAACUGAUGCAGACCGCCACGGAAAAUCCAAAUGCCGUAAAGAUUCUACAAUCGAUGGCAGCUAGCAAGCCGGAAUACUUGGUGGACUCGAUUUGCUAUGUACAGUUGAAGCGAGAUGAUCGACAGUGCACAGUGAAGGGUCAAAUCAUAACGGGCACGAACGGCGAAGAAGCGAAAGCUUACCAACUAACGGUAGUCGUUGAUGAGCAGGGAGAUCGAAUACUGUCGAUUGAAUGUUCCGGAUGUGACGACACUGGUGACUGUCGCCACGCAAUCAGCUUCCUUAGUUGGUUGCAUUGCAAGGGAGAAGCGGACGACUGCAGCGAAGUGGUUUGCUACUUCCGGGGACCACUGUCAGCUGAAUUGGAAAACAUUCCACCGAAACCACCGCUGAACAAAACUAAAGCGAAGAAUUUUAUUCGCGAGAUAGUUCGUAUUUUACAGACUGAAGAUAUCGAUUGUCCGCUGCGAUGGAAUUUCUCAUCCACGAACAAAAAAUUUGCGAACUUAUCCGUGCACGAAAUGAUCAUGAUGGCUGUCAAGAACAAAUUCGACACGGCACAGUUCUUCGAGUACGCACACAGCAUAAUAUCCUCAUCGAACGCCGUGUUAGCUGACAAAACCAAGUUCACGCCAAGAUUCAAUCCUUGGUACUUGGAACUGCGUUACGCUCGAAUCACCAGCGCCAAGGUAUCGGACUGUAUUAAUCUGAAUGUCACUCAAGCCGUAUUGUAUGAAACUAUCCUUGGCUGCCACAAAGAGAUCGAUCCGGUAACCCAACGCAAAAAGUUGGCCGUUCGACAAAGGCUUGAAAAGUAUACCAAAACCAAGUACGAGAACUGCAAGAUCACCCUGAACCCCAACUAUCCAAUCAUUUUUGACGUCCCUGAUGGUAUCUGCCAAUCGCACGUGAUUGAAAUUAAAUGUCCAAAGUCACAGGAUCAUAUGCAGAAGUACGUCACAGAAAACGGUUCGAUAUGUGAGAAGUACUACAUGGAGAUUCAGAUUCACAUGUACAUGCACGGCAAAACGGCGGGUGUGGUGUGUGUGGCCGAUCCUAACUUCGAAACGAACAACGAAAUCUUCAUGCACUCGUUCAAUUUGAACCGCAACUUUGCCGUCAACAAGCUAAACAAAGCGAUGGACUACUGGAAAAACAUAGUGUAUCCGGAACUCUUCAACAGUUGGUCGGAGUGAGGAGAUUGUUUUACGUUUCUUCACACAAACUUAUCACUAGCUUGUAGUCAAGAUAAUUCGAGGAAAUUUUUUCGGAUUUUUUUUCCAUUUGAACCGUUACAUUUAUUUUUCCUUUUACUCACGUCUGCUCUUAGAUAUGUAAGGACAAUAAAUAUAGUAUUUUUUUCUUUAGUGUCUAAAGAAAAUAUUCAA